Messenger RNA from Monomorium pharaonis (pharaoh ant), 6506 nucleotides. It is a transcript of the gene Gp210, whose product is annotated as nuclear pore membrane glycoprotein 210. The record is from RefSeq and is a predicted model, not a curated record. Bases 35 to 5803 code for a protein of 1922 amino acids. The transcript has 9 exons. Gene Ontology annotation, cellular component: nuclear pore. NCBI's taxonomy places the organism in Eukaryota, Metazoa, Arthropoda, Insecta, Hymenoptera, Formicidae.
GUUCAAAGGUGGGUAAAAUCGCGCGGAUGACAACAUGCCUGAUACGUCGACGACACUUCGGAGAGCCGUGCUGCUCGUCGGUCUCGUCGUCGCGACGUUUCGCGUCACGCCGGUUUUCACAACGCACAGGCUGAACGUACCCCGGGUUCUGUUGCCCGUCUUCAACAACUUCGCAGUGAAUUUCACGCUGGAGGUGACGGACGGCGGUUGCUACAAAUGGUCAACCUCGCGUCUGGAUAUCAUACAACUGAUUCCCAUAAACGAGAACUUCGACAGGACAUGCUCGCCAGCGAUAUUGAUUCAGACCAUAACGAGAGACUUGACGAGGAACACCGCGAUCGUCCUCGCGGAGGACAUCAACACCGGCUACUUUCUGCGAUGCGACGUUAUAGUGGACGCGAUUUUCUCUCUGAAUCUCAUUACCACCACGAGAGAAUUAUAUAUCGAGGACAUACCUGAGGCGUUCGAGGUGCGAGCGUACGACGAACACGGAAAUGAGUUCACUACCCUGGCGGGCAUAGAAUUCGUCUGGACUAUUGGCGACGCCAACAAACAUGCGCCGUCCGACGGUAAGUCGACGAGUAAAGUGCUACGUUUCAUGACUUACGAGGAGUCACAAUACGAGAGGCCUGCUAGCAUAGCCACCUUGGACAGUGUUGGCAAGAGGGGUCACAUCACUCUCAUCGAAGGCGUCCGGACCGGCACGGCCAAGGUGUCCGUCCGGUUGCCGCACUCAGAGUACGAGUAUGUACCAUCUAUCGAACUGGAGCUGGUCGUCAUCGCCAAUCUGAUCAUCAUCCCACCGGAGAUAACGAUAAUGGCCCAAGACAGCUUCAGGUACAAGAUAAUGCACACGCGUCAGGGCCGGCUAGAGGAGAUUAGCCUGCCGCUGAGCCAGUACUACCUAGAGGCCGAGAAUCCUGACAUCCUGGAGAUCGAUAACGACCGCGACGUCGCCUUCGGGCGCGAGCUGGGACGCACGAAAGUGUACCUGCACGACAAGAACGUCCGUGAGGAGUAUCCAGUUAUCAUGCCUUCCGCCAUGGUCAACGUGCACGAGGUUGCGUACAUCUCCCUUUCUGUUUUACCGAACAGAAACUGGGGACUGGUAUUUGGUCACGUGCAUGAGAUUGUCGUCGAACUAUACGACAGCAAGGAUCACAAGUUCUACAUCGGAGAAGGUGUGGAGGUCUCCAUGAAAAUAGAUGAACAGUAUCUGGAGCCGAGAACGAUCACGCAAAACGGCACUUAUGCCGUUGUGACACCGAUCACGUGCGGAAUGACGAUCGUGGAGGCGACAUUGCGUGGCAUUAUCGACGAGCGUGGUAAGAGGAUCACCUUCGAGCCGCAGCUCUUUACCAGAGCCGAACUCACGAUACACAUUCCAGUGAAGGUUCAACCCCGCAUCUUGGCUGUUCCAUGGGAUGUCGUCAAUAAGUCCAGAUUCGACAUAAUGUUGAAGGCAAGCGGAGGAGAUGGAUCGUACGUUUGGUCCAGUAGGCAGCCCUCGAUACUAACCGUUUCGCAGAACGGCGGCAUCAAAAUUUUGUCAGUGGGCACGGCGGAAGUAGUCGUUGCAAUGACGAGAAAUCCGUACAAUCGAGACACGGCGAGAAUACACGUACUAUCGCCCGUCAAACUGAAAAUCAUCGAGUAUAAUAUGGAGGCGGCCGUAGGAGAACCGAUUCAUUUGCACGUUGCGUUGUACGGGAUAUUGAUCAAUGGGUCCGACGCCAAAGAGAUACCGUUCAGCGAUUGCAAGGAUGUUGACUUCGAGGUGCACAUUGUGGACGUUAACUUCGUGCGGAGUCACGACAAAAACGUGCAGCCAGUUGGCGCCGCGUGCGCCGUGAUAACCGUGAUGAAUUAUCGCGGGGUUGGGACGACCGACGUGACUGUCGCUUAUAACGCGAACAGCAACGACGUGAUCGAUCGUUAUUUAACGGACAAUGUCACCGUGUCGUCGUACGAGCCGCUCGCGGCAAUACACCCAGAGAGUAAGGAAACGUUACUCGCCGUAGGAGCCUCGAGGUACGUGGUGUUUAAGGGUGGGCCGUUGCCGUGGACGAACAAAUCCCAGGAUUACUCGCGAGAGAUACAUCUGUCGAACGAGGAGAUCGCCGAGGUGGCCGAAUACGAGGACUCGUUGAACGGACCGUUCGACAGAGCCGUCUUCAAGGUGAUCUGCAAAGCGUUAGGCAAAACCGCGCUGACAUAUACAGUGUCGAAUGUGCCGCUAUUCCCGAACUGUCGGCGUACUCACGCGUCGGAAACGAUCGAGAUUGUCUGCGGUAAGCCUCGAUACAUCUACCUGCAGCCAGAAUUUCGAGGCACACACGACAAGAACUGCCCGAUCAGUCAGAACACGGACAAGAUAAUUGCGCACAGUGACAAACACUUGAAAAUCGCUGUGAUCGUCAAGGACCAGGACGGCAAGCGAUUCGAUAAUAUUACGAGCUUGAACAUCGAGUGGAAUCUGAAGCCGUCGGGCAGCGGCACCGUGGAAAUUCAAUCCAGCAUAAUGGAAGAGACCUGGACGGAUAUGAAUGUGAUUCUACCAAAGAGUCACUAUCAAUACAUUAUUUUCAAGAAGCAUCACGGUAUUCUUACGAUAUUCGCGACUGUGACCGGUUAUCAGAAGGUCGUUCUCAACAAGCUAAGAAUCACGCCGGAAUGGCCACCGUUUGCCAUCGAGAACGAGAGAGGCGGAAUAGAAACUCCACUCAUAGAAGCUUCCGUAGAGGCAACUCUGGUCAAUGACACUAUCGUCAGCCCCGAUAAAUUGAUAAUUCUUAAUGAUUCGAGCAUGAAGUCGUAUCUGCAGGUCAGUCAGGGCUCCGGCUACUAUGAAUUUGUCCUCAGUUCGAAGGACAUAGCAGAUAUUCGAUACAUGGAUACGACAAGGACAAUCAGUGUGACACCGAGAAAGCCGGGUGUGCUUCAAAUAGGGCUGAUGGAUCUCUGUCUACCCUCGAAGUUGGCGGAAGUAUACGUAGAGGUUCAACAACUCGCGGCGAUUGAAGUGGACACUGUAGAUAAGAUCGAGAAAGGAAAAUGCGUAACGGCUGCGUUGAGGCUUUACGACACGAACGAUCACGUCGUAAGAUUGCCAUCUCUUGGCGCGCUAGAUUUUCGCGCGGAGAUCGACAACGAGCAUAUCGAGAUCAAGCAAUUGUCCGCUAAUGAACAAGAUACCGCGCCUCAUGAGCGUAUACUGUAUAAGAUCUACGGCCUGUCGGAGGGCGAGAGUCAGUUGACGUUCGUGAAGACGGGCGAUCGCGAGAUACGCAGUGAGCCAGUCACCCUGCAGGUGUUUGUCCCGCUGCGGAUACAGCCAAGGAAUCUGACGAUACUGAUCGGCACUAUUUAUCAGAUGCAAACAGUCGGCGGUCCGCCGAACGCCGAGAUCGAAUUCUCGACGGAGAGCGGAGAUAUCCUACGCGUCGAUCGUAAUGGAAUCCUCGAAGGGAAAUCGGCAGGUUGGACCGGUAUCCACGUGCGCGCUGUUGGACUCGACGCCAAGGGUAACAAGGUAGUCUACUCGGAGGAUCGUGCUGACAUUUACGUGCUGCACCUCGAGGGAGUAAAGAUUUCGACCCCGAUAAAUAGGGUAAAAGUGGGCGCAACGUUUCCUCUCUGGGCAUUUGGUAUCCCCGAUUAUCUGACGCCGCUCAUCAUCGGUUCUAUGCAGCUGCCGUUGAGUUUCGCAUGGUCAUCUAGCGACCCUGGCUUACUAACCCUGCACAACAUGUACGAGGGCACUGGCAUUAACAUUAGAUACCAGAAUCAGGUGUCACUGAGGGCCAAGACCUUAAGCCCAGGGGUAGCGACAAUCUAUUUGAACGCCACCGUACCAUGCAAUAUGCUCUCUGGCUUCAGUAAGAACGACAUUGUGUACACCACGUUUGUGAAGAUCGAAAUCUUCGAGGAAUUGCGCCUAACUAAUCCACCAACGUCGAGAGGCUCGAUAGCAACGGUACUAAUGUCACCGAACUCUGUUCUGCGGUUGCAAACUAAUCGCGACAGGCAUGGCACGACGACUUACAAAAUCUUGUCGAGUACGCACGGCGAGGAAUCCGAGGACCUGCGCGCCUUGACGACCGCCGCGAAAGCCGUGACCGUGGAGAAAAAUGGAAUCGUGAAAUCCGGUGAAAACUACGGUCAAACCAUUAUUUCCGUCACGAAUACAGAAGCGUACAACUUGAAACAAUCGUUGACAGUGGCUGUUGAGGUCAAGCCCAUUCAUUAUAUGAUGCUCUCCUUGAAAUCCAAGUUGCGCAUACGGAACGGCGAGGAGCUGAACAUGCUACCGAAGGGAAUGGAGUUGGAUUACAUCAUUGAGUAUUACGACAAUGUGGGAAACAGAUUCCAUGCAGCCGAAACGAGUGUUAAAGCUAUGCUGAAUCGCGCUGAUCUCGCAUCGUUCGCCGCAGGCACGGAUAAUGUGAUCACCGCCAAGUUUCUGGAGAAUGGCGAGCUGGUUGUGAAGACCUAUAAUGAGAAACAACCCCAUGGAAUGUUUGACUAUGUUCAUAUGAUGAUCGGCGACAUCAUAUUCCCAACAAAGACCACCCUGACUAUCGGCGAUGUAAUAUGCUUCUCCAUGCCGCUCCUCUCAUCCGAGGGUGAUCCAGGAUACUGGCAGUCCUCCGCGCCCGAGAUAUUGUUGGUAGAUCCUGUCACGGGUAUAGGUCGCGCACGAAAUGUUGGACGUGCCGUUAUAAAGCAUAGCCUCGCGACGCACGUGCAGAAUGAGAUAGAGGUCAACGUUCUACCAGUCGCAUGGGUAUCUGUAGUUUCUCUGAGAGGUAGAAACAUCACCGGCACGGAAACUUUCAGUGUGCCACUCGUGCUGAAGGGUAAAGACGAAGAGAUUAAAGAGAACAACGUAUUGGCAAGAGGUCUAGGCGGUUGUCGAACAUUAUCGUCAUUUACGUUGAACACGUUUCCCUACACGUGUAACGCCCAGUUUGUUUCUUCGAGUUCGUCAAUUAAUGUAAAAGAUUUAUUCGUCGUGAAACCACGAUUUGAUAUCGUGACAGGCUUUUAUUACUGCGAUAUCAUACCGAUGAGUUUUCCGACUAUAGCCGCCAGUGUAUUAGAAAGUCGUAUUCAAAUUAGCGUCCAGAGCCGGGACAUUGAAUCGGCAGCUAUAGAAUUCGCUUAUUUGCCACCUGUAUAUGUCGACGCUAAAGAGAUCAUGUUUGUCACCAGUCACAGUUCUGGUGCACUAUCGGCGAUGUUUGAGGUGUACGGCUUGGCAUCGGUGUUACAAUAUCUUACUAUUGACGUACCAGAUGGUGUGGCUGUCUCUUGGCAAUUUGUUUCCAAAACUACAAUGCAAUACAAAUUACGCUUAAUGCACAGUCAGGACGAGGUUCAAGGACAAAAAAUAUUCAUUGCAAAUGACUUAACCAAGCAAAAUGUAUCUCUUCACAUACGUGUGUCAAGGUACACUCAGUUCAUCCCUAUGUCUGGAGUACAAUGGGUGAAUUACAUGUAUUUCCACAGAUACACACUGGGAACGUUUGCCGUUAUUGUGAUCACAAUUUUUUACGUCUGGAAACAUAAAGUGGCAGCUGUCGACUUAACAAUUAGAAAUAGAACCAUUUUUGCUGAUAAAUCUCCACCGAUGAUAAAAAAACCAAUAUGUACUCCGGGUACAACUCCGAUCACUCCGGUUACUCCAAGUACCAGCCCACGAAUUUCGCCAUUAAGACCUUUUUCAGCGUUCGAGACAUCUGUUUACGGUGAUCCACGUAGUUUUGGUACGCCGUAUAUUAGAAGAAGAGAUAUAUGUUAAAAGAAAAGGAUAUGUUAAACAAGGGAGUAGAAUCGGAUAAAAUAGCUCUCUGAAUUAUUGACGAAGAUUCGUUACAAAAUAACAUCCGUUCCGAAUUAAUGCUAAGAAACAUUAUUUAAGUUAAGAGGCUCAAUUUCAUAAGAAAAGUUUGACUUUGCCAACAUAAAACGACUGAUACGGAUACUUAACAACCGACGCUUUCAUUUUGAUUAUUUUUAUUCAUUUAUAAAUGUACACACACACACACACACACACACACACACACACACACACACACACACACACACACACACAUAUAUAUAUAUAUAUAAACAUUGCAAAAUCGUGCCUUAAAGUUAAAUACUUUUUUUGUUUGGAAACAAACAGUUCCAUUUUUUAAGUAGAACAAACUCGAUUUUUCUAAAGUGUUACAUUUGUAUCAUUGUGUUUAACAUAAUAUACAUGUAUGAUAUUGUAUGUAUAUAUGACUAUGAUAUUUGUGUUUGCGUGUGUAAAGUAUGAAAGAUUAUAAUAGUAUGUUGUUAACAUUGCCAUAGUACACAAUUCAAUAUGUACUGUUUUCAUUUUAAUAACAAUAUAAAUAGUUCCUAGUCAUAAAAUUAUAUAAAAUUAGUUUACACAAAUAUUGUAAAGUAACAGCCAACUUGUUCAAUGUAUGCGAUAUAUUCCAUAUCACAAAAAAAAAUCCUUAUUUUUUUAUCUU